CAGGGGAGGCGGCCCUGCGCAGAUGGCGGCAGAAACUGGAGUGGCGCAUCCGCAAGCUGAACGUGGGGAUUGCCAACCGCCCCCAGCAAAGACCCUUCCCUGGAGCCUUCGGAGGGCUCAGGCCCUGGCGACACUGCGAGGUGGCCCUCCGGCCUCCAGCCCUGAGGGCGUGCACUUCUGUCAUUGGGAGCCACCCCCGCCCCCGAGCGCCUGAGGACUGACACUCGGUGAGUCCGGGGCGGACCUCGGCUGCUCAGAGGAAGCCCUCUGUCCUGCCCGCCCCCCGUCGAGUGUGGCUGCCAGCUCAUCUGCCACUGCGCUUCCCUGGGGCUGAAGGACAGGCCGCGCUGAGGUGUAGGUGCCCUGGACGGUCCCCUUCCAGGUCCCCUGUAUCGUGUGACCUAACUAAAAGCCUGCAAUGUCUCCCGGAGGGCAGCACCUGAGGGUCCUCCUCGGGCGUCCAGUCUGCAGCGUGGGCCUGGGGGAGGGGGCCCGAGUGGGUGAAAUCCAUUCCCGGGCCCUCGUCCAGUGCCCGUGAGGCGAGGCAGCAGAGUGCGGGCAGUGGGGGUGCGGCUUGGUGCUGGGGAGGUUUUCUGGGGACCCAGAAGCCCUGAGCCCAUUGGCCAGGCUUCCUGGGAGACCGGGAGUGGAUUUGCAUCAAAAAGAACACUGGCUUCAUUGAAAUUCUCCUCCUCGUGAGUGGAACAAAACCACCAAGGAAAGGAAAGUUUUCAUUCUGAGCAACUGCACCACUGAGGAGCGUUGUGAGCUUCUAAAAAUAGAGAGGAAGCGGCUCUGCGGUAGCCUCUCCCCCUGCCUGGAGCCUGCCCCUGCUGCCCACUCGAGGCCGGCCUCGCACAGCGCGAGACCGAGCCCUCUCUGGCAGGUUCCCGAGGCGGACGGCACACAGUUGUUGGGCUGCAUGCAGCCACCCCCCAAGAACCCCAGCAUGCCAGAUAGCAGAGAGGUCCUGCAGGACGGCCAGCCGGACACGAGUCUGGGGACCACCCAGGAAAACUUGGGGACCGGGUUCUUAAGCAGACUGCCACCAGGUGGGCCCAGGUGUAUUUGCAAAUUUAGUUUGAACCCGUGGUACCUGCAAGGAGGGAGGCCGACUCUCAGAAGCAGCUCUCUGACUGGUGGGCACACACUCUCCAAAGAGCCCCUAAGCCACGCUCUCGACUUCCCGUCCCCAGAGAAGGCAAAGGAUGCUCCACCCAGCUCUCCAGAGGAGACGCUGUGGACCACCCGGGCAGACGGGCGGGUCCGCCUGCGCAUUGACCCUGGCUGCCCUCAGGCCUCCCAAACCGUGCACCAGAUGUUCCUCCAGGCCAGGGACAAGUACGGGCACCUCCGUGCUCUGGGCUUCAAGCGCCGGGGCUCGUGGGAGCACAUCACGUACUCCCAGUACUACCUGCUGGCCCGAAAGGCCGCCAGAGGCUUCCUGAAGCUCGGCCUGGAGCCGGCGCACAGUGUGGCCAUCCUCGGUUUCAACUCCCUCGAGUGGUUCCUCUCGGCAGUGGGCACUGUGUUUGCAGGAGGCAUCGUCACCGGCAUCUACACGACCAGCUCCCCUGAGGCCUGCCAGUACAUUGCCCUCGACUGCCGCGCCAAUGUCAUCGUGGUCGACACGCAGAAGCAGCUGGAGAAGAUCUUGAAGAUCCGGACAAGCCUGCCCCACCUGAAGGCAGUAGUGACCUACCGAGAACCCCCUGCGGAGAAGGUGGCCGGCGUGUACACGAUGGAGGAGCUCAUGGAGCUGGGGGAGCAGGUGCCCGAGGAGGACCUGGACGCCGUCAUCAACGCCCAGCAGCCCAGCCAGUGCUGCGUGCUCAUCUACACGUCCGGCACCACCGGCAGCCCCAAGGGCGUGAUGCUGAGUCAGGACAACAUCACGUGGACAGCACGGUACGGCAGCCAGGCCGGAGGCAUCCAGCCAUCAGCGGUGCAGCCGGAGGUGGUGGUCAGCUACCUGCCCCUCAGCCACAUCGCCGCCCAGAUCUACGACCUGUGGACGGGCCCCCAGUGGGGGGCCCAGGUCUGCUUUGCCGAGCCCGACGCCCUACAGGGGAGCCUGGUGGACUCGCUGCGGGAGGUGGAGCCCACGUCGCACAUGGGGGUGCCUCGGGUGUGGGAGAAGACCAUGGAGCGCAUCCAGGAGGCGGUGGCUCAGUCUGGCUUCAUCCGGCGCAAGAUGCUCCUGUGGGCAAUGUCAGUGAUGUUGGAGCAGAACCUCACCUGCCCGGGCAGCGACCUGAAGCCCUUCACAGCCAGACUGGCAGAUUACCUGGUGCUGGCCAAGGUCCGCCAGGCGCUGGGCUUAGCCAAGUGUCAGAAGUGCUUCUACGGAGCCGCCCCGAUGACUAUAGAGACACAGCACUUCUUCCUGGGCCUCGACAUCCGCCUGUACUCGUGCUACGGCCUCAGUGAGACCUCGGGCCCCCACUUCAUAUCCAGCCCCUGCAACUACCGGAUGGGCAGCUCCGGCAAGGUGCUGCCCGGCUGCCGGGUGAAGGUCGUGAACCGGGACGCGGACGGCACCGGCGAGAUCUGCGUGUGGGGCCGCAACGUCUUCAUGGGCUACCUGAACAUGGAGGACAGGACGCGCGAGGCCAUCGACGCCGACGGCUGGCUGCACACCGGCGACCUCGGCCGCCUGGACGCUGACGGCUUCCUCUACAUCACAGGACGACUGAAAGAGCUCAUCAUCACGGCCGGCGGGGAGAACGUGCCCCCGGUGCCCAUCGAGGAGGCUGUGAAGGCUGAGCUGCCCAUCGUCAGCAGUGCCAUGCUGAUCGGGGACCAGAGGAAGUUCCUGUCCAUGCUGCUCACCUUGAAGUGCGCUCUGGACCCGGACACCUCUGACCCGACCGACCAGCUGACCGAGCAAGCCGUGGAGUUCUGCCAGCGCGUGGGCAGCCAUGCCACCACGGUGUCCGAGAUCGUGGAGAGCCAGGACAAGGCCGUGUACCGGGCCAUCGAAGAGGGCAUCCAGAGGGUGAACGGCCGGGCGGCCGCCCGCCCCUACCACAUCCACAAGUGGGCCAUUCUCGAGAGGGACUUCUCCAUCUCGGGCGGAGAGCUGGGUCCCACGAUGAAGCUGAAGCGGCUCACGGUUCUGGAGAAGUAUAAAGACAUCAUCGAUUCCUUCUACCAAGAGCAAAAUAAGUAACGGGAGGGCCUCCUCCUCCCUCCGGAAGCCUACGGGCCUCUGGAGGGACCUGGUGCACGUCCUCUUCAGGACGGGUGCAGGGACUUCCGGCAGGCCUGUUGGGUCUCGGGCCAGGUGUGGCCCGGCGCCUGCGUGUGCCAGGUCUCACGCCAACAGCGGCCAGCGACUCCGAGCAGCUUCACGUGCACGUAGUUUCAGUGCCGCUUUUUGUUCAGGGGACAGGAGACCAGCUCGGCUUCCAGAACUGAAGGGCUGACACUUCACGGCUUUAGUUCCAGGUAGAAUUUAUGGGCCGGGAGCUCACUGAGCAGCGCGCCAGCGGCUGGCUGUGUGGAGGGAGGGGAAGUCGGCUCGUGUUACUGCAGGUGCCACCGGGACAGUGGCUGUCACUCACUCACUCUGGAACGUGCCGGACGGGCCACCGGCCAGUCCACACCCAGGCUGUCCCCAACACGCGCCUACUGACCUGCUGCUCCGUAGGACAGCUGCUGCCGGCUUGUAUUUAACGCGUGAUCUGGAUAUUAAACUUUUUAACGACCGUCAACCAGUACGUGACUUUUCUUGUCGGUUGAGCAGGCAGGA
Messenger RNA from Phyllostomus hastatus (greater spear-nosed bat), 3754 nucleotides. RefSeq names its product acyl-CoA synthetase bubblegum family member 1 (gene ACSBG1). Bases 923 to 3172 code for a protein of 749 amino acids. The record is from RefSeq and is a predicted model, not a curated record. Gene Ontology annotation, cellular component: endoplasmic reticulum; membrane. Gene Ontology annotation, molecular function: long-chain fatty acid-CoA ligase activity. NCBI's taxonomy places the organism in Eukaryota, Metazoa, Chordata, Mammalia, Chiroptera, Phyllostomidae. The transcript is spliced from 15 exons.